Messenger RNA from Cannabis sativa, 2350 nucleotides. Its product is annotated as putative pentatricopeptide repeat-containing protein At3g25060, mitochondrial. The transcript has a single exon. Bases 166 to 1953 code for a protein of 595 amino acids. Gene Ontology annotation, biological process: RNA modification. The record is from RefSeq and is a predicted model, not a curated record. Gene Ontology annotation, molecular function: protein binding; RNA binding. Lineage: Eukaryota; Viridiplantae; Streptophyta; Magnoliopsida; Rosales; Cannabaceae.
GUUUUGAUCAAGAAAUCAUCCAAGACAUCACUUUUGUUCAUGGGUUUUCAGUUUAUCAGCUUCUAUGAAGUUUUAGCUCAUUCUUCAACUGCCAUACAUACUACAACUCUUCACUUCAGGAGGGUAUAUGUGUUGUUAUUUGCUCCCCAAGCAAUAAAAAGCUAAAUGCGGUUGAUUCCAUGGACAAAGGGCUUAAGGUCUCUUAUCUUAUCUUGUGAAGAUGAACAAUCCUUAGCUAAGGUCCACGCUCUUAUGAUUUUGUCUGGCCACCGUGGAAACUUCAAUGCCCUGCUUAUAAAAUCUUAUGCACGCAUUGCUGAUACAGUGACAGCUCGCCGCCUGUUCGAUAAAAUGCCUCAACGAGGUGUAGAUGUGUGGAAUGCCAUGAUCAUUGCUUAUUCUCGAGAGCACAACUCUAAUGAAGUCCUAAGGUUACAUCGUCAGAUGAUCGCCGAAGGUGUUAGGCCAGAUAGCUCUAGUUUUACGGUCGCUCUUAAGUCGUGUGCGUGCUUGUUGGAUCUUAGAUUAGGUGAAGAAAUUUGGUUUAAGGCCAUAGAAUAUGGCUACAAGUAUGAUGCUUUUGUGGGUUCAUCUGUUUUGAACUUGUAUGCAAAGUGUGGGAAGAUAGAUGAUGCAGCGACCUUGUUCGAUGAAAUGCCAAAAAGGGAUCUUGUUUGUUGGACAUCCAUGAUAAGUGGGUUUGUCCGAAGUGGGAAGCCAUUAAAAGCCGUUGAUAUUUAUAGGCGAAUGCAAAAAGGGGGUGUUGAAGCUGAUGGGGUUGUCAUGUUGGGGUUGAUACAGGCUUGUGUGAGCCUUGGUAACUCAAAACUGGGGCUUUCUAUUCACGGGCAUUUGAUUAGGAGAGAUCAGCCUUUGGAUGUAGUACUUCAAACCAGCCUUGUUGAUAUGUAUACUAAGUUUGGAAAUUUGGAUUCAGCUUGUUUAUUAUUUAAAAGGAUGACUCAUAAGAAUGUCGUCUCUUGGGGUGCUUUGAUUUCUGGUUAUGCUCAAAAUGGUUUUGCUGUGGAUGCUCUUAAAAUGUUGGUAGAAAUGCAAAGUAGUGGUUUUAAUCCAGAAUUUGUGUCUCUAGUGAGUGCACUUCUCUCUUGUGCUCAACUUGGUUUUUUGAAAUUGGGUAAAUCUAUACAUGGGUAUAUUGUCAAAAGGCUUGGAUUUGAUCAAGUUUCAGGCACUGCUGUAAUUGACAUGUACUCAAAGUGUGGAUCUGUUUCCUAUGCUCGUGCUGUAUUUGAUAAGACAAAGACUAAAGACUUGAUAUUUUGGAAUGCAAUGAUUACAGGCUAUGGAAUUCAUGGACUGGGAAGAGAAGCUUUACUGCUCUUCCUCAAGAUGGCAGAAAAUUUAAACCCCGACCACACAACUUUUGUUUCACUUCUUUCGGCCUUUAGUCACUCAGGUCUUGUAGAAGAAGGACUAAAAUGGUUUCAUCUUAUGCAAAAUGAUUUCAAGAUUCAACCAGGGGAAAAACAUUAUCUUUGUAUGGUUGAUCUUUUAGCUCGAGCAGGGCAAGUCGAAGAGGCUUAUCAGCUAAUAUGUUCCAUGGAUACUGAACCUGGGCUUCCCAUAUGGGUUGCUCUCCUUGCAGGUUGUUACAAUCAUGGGAAGUUGUUAGUCGGAGAAAUUGCUGCAAAAAAUAUACUUAUGCUGAACCCAGAUGACUUGGGAGUUUAUGCUUUGAUCUCAAACUUCUAUGCCAAAGAAAAUAAUUGGAAUGAAGUAGCUGAUUUGAAAAACAUCAUGAAACAUUCUGGAAUAAAGAAAAUACCUGGCUAUAGUGCCGUGGAAGUGAAAGGAAACUUUCAUUAUUUUCUGAUGGAAGAUAACAGCCACCAUCAACAUAAAGCUAUUCUUCAUUUUCUGGAUAAGUUGGAUCAUGAAAUGAGAUUUAUGAAACAUGUGCCAGAAGCUGAACUUCUGUGCCAUGAUUUUUAACCAGACCAAGAAUCUUUACAUACAUUGUCCUCUUGAAACUGAGAGAUUGAUCAAAUUUACUACAAAACAAGCUCGCCCCUGACUGAGGAUGGGCAUAGCUCUCUCAUGACUUUGAAUAAUGAAGAGACUUGUCAAGCAUAAGUAGAAAAUUCAAAUAUGUGCUUCCUCUUGUUUGCUUAUGCUGAAAUCUAGAGCCUGAAGAAAUGAUAAGUGAGGCCAGGACCAUGAAAGACUUCAGUAGUCAGUGAAUACUCGGAUAGGCAUGAUCAUGAUAAAUUCAACCACCCCAUAUCACCUUUUUGAAUUGAGUCUUCCAAUAAUUUUAAACAUUUUAUUAAUAUAUUGUACUGUAUUUUGUCUAAUAAUACUAAGAAAAAUCAAUUCUUUGUUCAUGACA